Messenger RNA from Equus caballus (horse), 823 nucleotides. RefSeq names its product cutA divalent cation tolerance homolog (gene CUTA). Gene Ontology annotation, molecular function: copper ion binding. The record is from RefSeq and is a predicted model, not a curated record. Gene Ontology annotation, biological process: response to metal ion. Lineage: Eukaryota; Metazoa; Chordata; Mammalia; Perissodactyla; Equidae.
AGGCGGGGCAAGCCGGGCCACGUGAGGGCCGGGAUUGGCUGGCUCUGGAGGCGCGGGGUAGUCCGGUUUCUACUGUCACGUGGUGUGCGCUGUUUUCUUAUCACGUGCCUGCUGCCCAGCAUAGGCUGCAUGCGGCGGGGGCGGGCUUCCGCAAUCCUGCUCGGCGGAGGGGUGAGUGGCCGGCCCCGCCCCUUCCGGUCCUUGAAGCCGCGACCACCACCUGCGCCCACAUCCCAGAGGCCGCUCUGCUCCUGUCGCUUCUUUGGAUGCCAGUGCUGCUGCCUGGGGCCUCCCGCCUUCUGUUGCUACCCCGAGCCCUGCUGUCCAUGGCUUCAGGAAGCCCCCCGUCCCAGCCCUCGCAGGCCUCGGGCUCUGGCUAUGUUCCCGGCUCCGUCUCUGCAGCCUUCGUCACCUGCCCCAACGAGAAGGUUGCCAAGGAGAUCGCCAGGGCUGUAGUGGAGAAGCACCUGGCAGCCUGCGUCAACCUCAUCCCUAAGAUUACAUCCAUCUAUGAGUGGAAAGGAAAGAUUGAGGAGGACAGUGAGGUGCUGAUGAUGAUUAAAACCCAAAGUUCCUUGGUUCCAGCUUUGACAGAUUUUGUUCGUUCUGUGCACCCUUAUGAAGUGGCCGAGGUGAUUGCAUUGCCUGUGGAGCAGGGGAACAUCCCAUACCUGAAUUGGGUGCGCCAGGUGACAGUUAUUUCUGACUCCAGCACAGUCCAACCAUGAUGAGCCCUGUUCCUGCCAUGUUCCCCUCAUACACUUCAGUGCCCUCUGACUUCCAGGUGAUGGCACCCUAAUAAAUCCUAUCUUUGGUUCUUGCU